CUCUCACUCUCGGAUUGAUCUUUCGAUAAUACGGCCUAAUUAGCACGACCUAAAAAAACAGUAUUUAAAUUCUCUUGUCCCUACCUCUAUCUCUUUUAUUUCUUCCUUUUUCUCAUUCUUGUCUUGUAUUUGCAAACAUCAUCUCUUACUCUCUCACCUUUACACAUACUCUCACGCUUUUACUACUGCUAAAAAUUUGUUUUGUACCAAAGACAACAUCUUUUUGAUCACGCAUGGAUUCCGCUGUUAACUUCGUCACCGAGGCUGCAAAAUCAUCGGGCUUUCUCCGCCUUGUUCUUAAAGCCUUUGAGCGAUCUAAUGCACCAAAGACUGCUCUUGGUCUCUUUGUUUUCUACUACAUUGUUAAGUAUAGAGACAAUGCCAUUGGCACCCGACGCAUUAACCUUCCUGGACCCAAGGGUCUACCUCUCAUUGGCAAUCUCUUUCUCUUUUUAAGAACACCUGGAAGCGAAAUUUCAACGCUGCAUGAUCGUAUGCAUGAAAAGUAUGGCUCAACAUGGACCUACAGCUUGACUGGAAUGGGCCGCACCAUUAUGGUGAACGACCCUGCGGUUCUCGAACACGUUCUCAAGACGAACUUUUGGGCAUACGAGAAAGGCCCCAUCUUGCGCGAGUCCAUGGAAGAUCUCUUAGGACAUGGCAUCUUUGGUGCUGAUGGCCAGCACUGGAAAUGGCAGCGCAAAAUGGCUAGCCAUAUCUUUAACGUGAAGGCAUUCAGAGAUUACACAAACAAUGUGUUUGUACAAGAGUCUCAUAUUGUUGCCAACUACCUUGAUACGAUCGCAAGAAAAGGGACUGUCGUCGAUAUCCAUGAACUCUUGCUCAAAUUCACACUUGAUAGCUUUGGCGAAGUCUCUUUUGGACAGUCCUUCGGAUGCCUAACUGACCCUGAUCAGGAGGUUGUGUUUGCUGCUGCCUUCGACCGUCUGAAUGCACAAGUGAGCGAACGUCUUUUCAAAGGGCCUUGGAAAGUGGUUGAGUGGUGGACGGGUGCCAACAAACAGGUUGAAAAGGAUAAGAAGAUUGUCACCGACUUUGCACUAGACAUUAUCCGCAAGCGUCGUGCAAGCACUUAUGAUAAGCCGCAAAAGGAUCUCUUGCAGCUGUUCAUCGAUCUUAAGGACGAUGAUGGCCAGUCUCUAUCGGAUGAAACACUCAAGGACAGUAUCCUCAACUUUAUUAUUGCAGGACGUGACACGACAGCACAAGCCCUGUCCUGGAUGUUUUACCUAAUGUUCCGAAACUCUACUGAUAAGGACGUCGCAUUCAAGUUACGGAAGGAGAUCGAAGAGGUUCUUGGCGACCAAGAACCCACAUAUGAGACCUACAAACAGAUGAAAUAUGCGGAAGCAUGCCUCUAUGAAGCGUUACGACUAUAUCCUAGUGUUCCCCGCAACCUAAAAGUCUGUGUUGAAGACGAUGUCCUACCAAAUGGUGUUGAGAUUAAGAAGGGUGAAUUCUUCCAAUGGUCACCAUGGACCAUGGGUCGUGACACUGCCAUCUGGGGUCCUGAUGCUAAAGAGUACCGACCUGAACGCUGGCUUCAGGGAGAGAAGUUUUCGCCCACAAAGUUCCCAGCCUUCCACGCUGGUCCUCGCACUUGCCUUGGCCAACAAUUCGCAACAAUUGAGGCCGUCACCCUCAUGUCGAUUAUCUUUAGGCGAUUCGAUUUUGAACUUGUUGAUCCAGUGAACGAGCCUGCCUAUGGUGCAGGCCUUACAUUGCCUGUGCUCAAGGGAUUGCCAAUCCGUGUGAGACAUCGCAAUGCUGCACAGACUCUCUAAACUAUACGAUAAUACGUUUUAUAAUGAUAAUUGGAGGAGAAAGGUGUAAUAAAGGCACAUACUUAAUUUAGUUUGCGG
This is a messenger RNA of Lobosporangium transversale, 1883 nucleotides long. Its product is annotated as cytochrome P450. The record is from RefSeq and is a predicted model, not a curated record. The transcript is spliced from 9 exons. NCBI's taxonomy places the organism in Eukaryota, Fungi, Mortierellomycota, Mortierellomycetes, Mortierellales, Mortierellaceae. Bases 234 to 1805 code for a protein of 523 amino acids. Gene Ontology annotation, molecular function: heme binding; iron ion binding; oxidoreductase activity, acting on paired donors, with incorporation or reduction of molecular oxygen.